Lachancea sp. 'fantastica' is the source of this 1206-nucleotide messenger RNA. Lineage: Eukaryota; Fungi; Ascomycota; Saccharomycetes; Saccharomycetales; Saccharomycetaceae. The record is from the annotation of a GenBank genome assembly.
AUGGCUUCUGACUCGGUUAUUUUCCGAUAUUUCUGGAUUUUUGGACUUGUUAAUAAUGUUUUGUAUGUCGUUAUCUUGUCAGCGGCGGCCGAUAUCGUAGGACCGGGUCUGCCAAAAGCCCUAGUUCUUCUGCUCGACAUAUUGCCGGCAUUUGUAUUGAAGCUUAGCGCACCUUUCUUCAUCCAUAAAGUACCGCAUAGCUACCGCAUUGGCAUGUUAAUCGGUCUCAGCUGCGUCGGUAUGGUUUUGGUGGCCGGCCGCAAGCUGAGUGUAUGCAUUGCCGGCAUAAUUUUGGCUUCGCUGUCAUCGGGACUGGGAGAAGUAACGUUUUUGCAAUUGACUCAUUAUUACCAGCAACCGGGUCUCAACGGCUGGAGUUCAGGAACCGGCGGUGCAGGCUUGUUUGGAAGCGGCGUUUACAUGCUGCUGACGUCGAUUUUGAAAGCACCCAUUGGGCUAUCGCUCCUGUUGUUCAGUGUGCUGCCAUUUGCUUUCCUGCUGUACUUUCGUCUUGACUCUCAUCAUGUUUAUACUGCCAUCGAGAAUGCCAACAGUUUGGAACAGCCGGAAUCGGCAAACGACAACGCCACGACAUCUUUGUCCGAUGAACAAAGAAAAUGGGCCACUUUCAAAAGCCACGUAUCUGACACACUUGGCCGCAUUCUGAGUCUUGUAGCGCCCUAUAUGUUGCCACUGGCCACUGUUUACCUUUUUGAAUACCUCAUCAAUCAAGGUGUAUCGCCAACACUGCUGUUCCCGCUGGACGAGAAACACAGUCACCCAUUUUUCUUCCACAAAUACCGUGAUAUCUAUGUGACAUAUGGAACUUUGUAUCAGCUUGGGGUAUUCAUAUCAAGAUCGAGCGGUUCGCUUUUCCGGAUAAAACGACUCUAUUUUCUCUCGGUCUUGCAAGGCAUCAAUCUCGGUCUGGCCAUCUGCCAGUCUUGGUUUUAUUUGGUGCGCUCGGUAUACCCAGUGAUGUUUCUUGUCUUCUUCGAGGGUCUACUGGGUGGCGCAUCUUACGUCCACACCUUCAAGAACAUAAUUGAUAAAGUGGACACCUCUGAGCGGGAGUUCUCAUUGGGAGCGGUAUCAAUGUCUGAUUCUUUCGGUGUGCUAUUGGCAGCAUUUAUUGGAAUUACGCUCGAACCAAAAUUAUGCUCACACCAAGUGGACAAUGGGAGACCGUGGUGUUUGAAAGAAUGA